AUGACGCUGUCGAACACUUCAAUAGCGGUGUUGAGGCAGCAAAUGGAUGAUAUUAACCAUGAGUUAGUUAAUAUGUUAACUAAUCAAAUGGGUACAGUUUUUAAUCCUGUGAUACAGGAAUCUGCUGAAAUAAAUAGGCAGGUGGCGAAUCAAUUGACACGCUUGUGUAACUUCCUGGGGCCAUUGGCUCGACAGAUGGCACAAGUGGUCAGACAAACCGUUCUUGUUCAGAUAGAGAUAGGGGCAGCAGAAGAUGAGACAGUCCACGAGGGACAAAUCCUUAGACCCCAACAAAAUCAAGGCGUUGAAUCAGGAGUAGCAGGACGUAACCAGAUGGUGUUGGUUAACCGACACCAAGAUGCUGAUCAAAUUGUCGACCAACAUCGACAAGAAUACUUAGCAGUAGAAAAUAAUUUGACAACUAUUGUCGAAAGGAUUAUGGCUAGGAAUGGUAUGAGUGCCACAUUGCAAAGGCCACUAUAUGCUUCCCCAUUGGCUGAAUUCAUUCUCCAAAUAGAGGCACCUAGGGGAAUGAAAGUGCCUAAGUACACUAAGUUUGGGGGAGAAUCUGAAUUGUCUAGUAUUAAGAGAAGAUUUGCGGAGAGUAUUGAUGAUUAUUUGAAUAAAUUCAGAUCAUUAAAGGCCAGGUGCUUUACGCAAGUACCAGAACAUGAACUUGUUCAAAUGACUGCUGGGGGGUUAGAUUAUUCCAUUAGGAAGAAAAUACACCCAACUUUUGUGAAGAGUAUGUCACAAUUGGAUGAUAGAGUUCGACAUCUCGAACGGCUAAGGUUAGAAAAAGUUAGACACAAUAAGGCUAAGAAAGAAAAAGUAGCGUUGGUCAACUAUGACGCGACGGAUCCAAUAUAUGAGGCUGAUUAUGCCUCAUCGACCGAAUUAGAAAUUGACAUGGCUGAGUUAAAUCCAGGAUCUGCUUAUGAGUGUUGA
Molecule: messenger RNA, 948 nt
Organism: Lathyrus oleraceus (garden pea)
Lineage: Eukaryota; Viridiplantae; Streptophyta; Magnoliopsida; Fabales; Fabaceae
Exons: 2
Coding region: 1-948 (315 amino acids)
Source: RefSeq, a predicted model, not a curated record